UAACAGUUAUUUGAAUGUAAAAUUGAUGAUAAGCGUAAUACAUUAUGUACAGGCUAAUAUCAGAUUCUAAUAAAAAGGUUGAACGGCCUCAGCAUCCAAGAAACAAUGCAAAUAUUUUUGAAAUCAUUUCAUACAGCUGGAUGUUAAAUCUGUUCAAAACAGGGCGAAAAAGAGAUUUAGAAGAAGAUGAUUUGUAUACGACAUUAAUCGACCACACUUCAUCAUUAUUGGGAAACGAAUUAGAAAAUAAAUGGAAUUUAGAAUUGGCAAAUGCAUUUAAGCUGAACCAAAAACCUAGCUUGACGAAAGCCUUGAUUCGGAUGUCUGCUGCUCGAUACAUGUUUUAUGGUUUUUUACUGUUCAUUGAUAAAAUUAUAUUGAAAAUGUCUCAACCACUAUUUAUUGGAGGAAUAUUAUCGUAUUUCAACCCAGUUGGUUCCAAUAAGUCUGACUUAGGAUAUGCAUACAUAUGUGCAUUUGGCUUAGUGUUGAGCAUGUUUACUUCAAUGGUCUUGCAAAAUGUAACACUAAUAGAAAUAUUACAUUGUGGAAUGAAGAUGAGGAUCGCUUGCUGUUCGUUGAUAUUUAGAAAAUCACUACGUCUAAGUAACACUGCUAUUGGUGAAACCACGGUCGGUCAAGUAAUAAACUUACUAUCCAAUGAUGUAAAUCGGUUCGACAGAGCCGCGACGUUUCUUCACUAUUUAUGGAUCGGUCCCCUACAAUCAAUUGUGGUCACAUAUUUUUUGUGGCAGGAAAUAGGCGUAUCUUCAUUAUUGAGCAUUGCUAUCAUGAUUGCAAUAGUUCCAUUUCAAGGAUGGCUAGGAAAAAAAAUUUCCGAAAAUCGAUUGAAAACAGCCAAAAAGACUGACGAGAGAAUACGUUUAAUGAAUGAAAUAAUUUCUGGCAUUAAAGUUAUUAAAAUGUACACUUGGGAAAAACUAUUUUCAAAAUGUGUAAAAUAUAUAAGAAAACAAGAAAUUGCACACAUAAAAAUAUCAUCAUACAUCAGAGAUACUUUGUCGUCGUUAGCAAUAAUUCAAACAAGGUUUCAACUAUUUAUUAGUAUUUUGUCAUACGUAUUACUAGGAAAUUAUAUCACCGUUCAAAAAAUUUUUGUCAUAACCACAUACUUCAGUAUAUUAAUGCCGACAAUGACUUUUUUUUUUUGUCAAGGCCUGGGACAAAUUUCAGAAUUGCAAGUAUCCAUAAAACGCAUACAGAAUUUUUUAUUGCACGAAGAAAAAGAUGGUCAUAUUAAUAUAUCAAAGCAAUCGACUGUUGAUAAACCGUUGAUUAAUAGUCAUAUCGAAUUAAGAGACUAUGAUAGAAAUAGUACUGACACAAAAGAUGACAUCGGACCCUUAAAUCAUUUUUGUAUAGUUAUUUCGAAAGCUACUGCUAAGUGGAUAAAAAAUCAAACCAACAAUUCUUUAGAAAACAUAUCAGUGGCCAUACAACCUGGCAGUUUAGUCGCAAUAGUUGGUCCCGUAGGAGCAGGAAAAAGUUCAUUAAUUCAAGCUAUUUUACGAGAAUUGCCACUUUCUGAAGGUGCCGUACAUGUGCGUGGUGUAAUUUCUUACGCGUCCCAAGCACCGUGGAUAUUUUCUGGAUCUGUUCAACAGAAUAUUGUGUUUAAUUCACCAAUGGAUAAGGAUCGUUACAAAAGAGUAAUAAAUGUAUGUUCAUUGGAACGUGAUCUCAAACAGUUUCCAUACGGCGAUAAAACAAUUUUGGGAGAAAGAGGAGUUACUCUAAGUGGUGGGCAAAGAGUUAGAAUAAAUUUAGCCAGAGCUUUAUACAGACAAGCGGACAUUUAUUUAUUGGAUGACCCACUUUCAGCGGUUGAUCCUAACGUUGGAAGUCAUUUAUUUGAAAUGUGCAUAAAAGGUUUCCUCAAAGAAAAAACUUGUAUUCUUGUAACUCAUCAAAUGCAGUGCUUACCCGAUAUGGAUCAAAUUGUAGUCAUGGAGAAUGCAAAAAUAUUAGCAAAGGGUACAUACGAAGAACUUCAGGCAUCUAAUAUAGACUUAACAAAUUAUAUUCAAUCUUUAAAGUUACCAAAUUAUGAAUAUAUCAUUGAUAAUAAAAGCAUUUUAAGUGCUGAACAAAGGCCUACUUUUAAACGCCAUGCGUCUGGGGCAAGUGUCAUAUCGUCAACUAGCCAAAGUAAUUACAGUGAAAAAACAGUAGAGCCCGCUGAAAUUAAAGAACCACGAACUUAUGGAAAUGUUUCAUAUGCCGUCUAUUUAUCAUAUUUUAUGGCUGGUGGAAAAAAGUGGAAAAUAUCAUUUUUUAUUUUUAUCUGUAUUCUCACUCAAUUAUUGUCCACUGUUGGAGAUUUCUGGAUAACGUAUUGGGUAAACUUAGAAGAACAUGUUUUUCAAAAUAAAAGUAGUGUAUCUACAUCAAUAUUUAAUGAUUCAUUCAAUAAUAUUUUGUGGAUUUCAAUUUCUCGACAGACUUGUAUAAAUGUUUUUGGAUGUAUUACAUUGUUCUUGAUUAUAAUUACGACCAUAAGAUUACUUACAUUUGUAUCGAUCAGCAUGAGAGCUUCCAUAAAUUUACACAAUAAUAUGUUUAAUACUCUAAUUAGAGCAACAAUAUUCUUCUUUAAUACAAAUUUAUCAGGAUCCAUUCUGAAUCGUUUUUCAAAGGACAUGGGAACUAUUGAUGAGAUGUUACCUGUAUCCUUGCUAGAUUGUAUACACAAUGCAUUGAACCUUUUGGGAGUAUUAAUAGUUGUUGGAAUUAUAAACAUAUAUCUUAUGAUUCCAGCUAUCAUAUUAGCAUUUAUUUUUUACAAAAUAACGGUUUUUUAUUUGUCAUUAUCAAGGAGUGUCAAACGAUUGGAAGGAAGUACACGUAGUCCAGUAUUCACCCAUUCGAAUGCAACUAUUCAGGGUUUAACCACAAUAAGGGCAUUCAAGGCGGAAAAUAUAUUGUCUAAAGAAUUUGAUAAUCACCAGGACUUACAUUCGUCGGCGUGGUAUUUAUUUAUAACAUCGAGUAGAGCAUUUGCCUUUUGGUUGGAUUUAAUUUGCUUUAUAUAUACAAGCAUAGUUACAUUUAGCUUCAUAGUAAUCAGUAACACAACAUUUGGAGGAAAUGUUGGUCUUGCUAUUUCCCAAACUUGUGGACUUGCUGGUUUGGUUCAAUUUGGCAUGCGACAAACCGCAGAAUUAGAAAACCAUAUGACGUCAGUUGAAAGAGUUCUAGAAUACACACAUGCACCACAAGAAUAUUCGUUUGAAUCAUCUACAGAUAAAAUGCCUUCCUUAAAAUGGCCAUCAAAUGGAAGUAUUACAUUCAAAAAUUUCUAUUUACGAUACGGUCCAAAAUCACUGUAUGCAAUUAAUAACCUCAAUAUAAACAUCGAACCAAUGCAGAAAAUAGGAAUCGUUGGUAGAACAGGAGCAGGAAAGUCGUCUUUAAUUGCAGCCUUAUUUAGAUUAGCCAAAAAUGAAGGUAAUAUCAUUAUCGAUGGCAUAAAAAUACAUGAAUUGGGACUACAUGAUUUGCGGUCCAAACUUUCCAUCAUUCCUCAAGAACCAGUAUUGUUCUCUGGAACAAUGCGAACUAAUUUAGAUCCAUUUAACGAAUACUCAGAUCAUGUUCUUUUAAAUGCAUUAGAUGAAGUCGAGCUUAAAGAUGUUGUUGAAAAUUUACCUAAUGGUCUCAACACAAAUAUGUCUGAAGGUGGUUCCAAUUUCAGUGUUGGUCAAAGGCAAUUAAUAUGUCUGGCUCGAGCUAUUAUUCGAUGUAAUAAAAUUCUUGUACUGGAUGAAGCCACUGCUAACGUUGAUCCACAUACAGAUGCAUUGAUUCAAAAAACCAUCAGAUUCAAAUUCCGAACAUGUACAGUCUUAACAAUUGCACAUCGUUUGAACACUGUUAUGGAUUCGGACAAAGUCCUUGUUAUGGACAAAGGAACCAUGAUUGAGUUUGAUCAUCCAUAUAAUUUAUUGAAAAAUAAAGAAGGCGCUUUCUACAAAAUGGUGGAACAAACAGGACUGGUUACAUCCAAUUUGUUACAUAGAGUAGCUGCAGAGAGUUAUCAAUCUUUGAGUUUGGAGACAGAAUCAAGAUCUGAAUCAAUUGUCAAUGAUGCAGUUGGGAUUUCAAUGAAAAAUGUUUAGUUAUGUUUUUUAUGAUGUCACAUGCAAUUAUGUGUAUCAACCACGAACUCGCAAAAUCCAUAACCAUAAUAUUAUAUACUAAUUAUACAUACUGUGUUUUAAUAUAUUUAAUUUAUAAAAUGUGUGAUAAAGGGUAAUCAUGUAUAACUGAUGUGCAUACAAUUUUACCAUUAUUAUUUUAAUUAACUACCUAUCCUUUUCUAAUCAUUAAGACAUUAAGUAUAAUAAUCAAAAUAUCAUCAUUGAACUUGUAUGAUAAUGAUAAAAAAA
Molecule: messenger RNA, 4409 nt
Organism: Myzus persicae (green peach aphid)
Lineage: Eukaryota; Metazoa; Arthropoda; Insecta; Hemiptera; Aphididae
Product: multidrug resistance-associated protein 4-like
Exons: 26
Coding region: 45-4139 (1364 amino acids)
Biological process (GO): transmembrane transport
Cellular component (GO): membrane
Molecular function (GO): ABC-type transporter activity; ATP binding; ATP hydrolysis activity
Source: RefSeq, a predicted model, not a curated record